UGAUUCCGCGAAGCCCCAUGUAGGUUUCCAUUAAGCUUCUCUAAUGUCCACACCUUAGUCCCCGGUUCAUGGAGCCCACCAGAGACUUUCCACUGUUCGGGGGCGCCUUCUCUGCCAUCCUCCCUCCUGGGGCCAUUGAUGUGAGUGACCUCCGCCCGGUCCCGGACAACCAAGAAGUUUUCUGCCAUCCCGUGACCGACCAGAGUCUGAUCGUGGAACUUCUGGAGCUGCAGGCCCACAUGCUGGGCGAAGCGGCUGUGAUGUACCAUUUUGAAGAUGUUGGCGGAGUGCAGGGGGCUAGGUCUGUGCACGUGGAGUCUGUGCAGCCUCUCAGUUUGGAGACUUUAGCCCUGAGGGGCUGUUGUCAAGAUGCCUGGGUCCUCUCUGGCAAGCAACAGAUAGCUAAAGAAAACCAGCAGCUCUGACAACGGGUGUCUUGGCCCUGAAAAUCUGUCAUCUCCGCCCUGGAGCUUGAGUAACUUUGAACAAUUGGUGACCAGUUUGACCCUCCAUGAUCCAAACAUCUUUGGUCCUCACUAAAGACGCAUGCUGCCGCCGCUAAAGGACUUAGGGACCCAGUUCUGAGAAAAGGGAGAAAGAAAUUGGAUACCUGAGUUUCCUCUUCUUUCCUGGACAUAAACAUAAAACACCUCCUCUGCAGAAAUAAACUUGUUUUACCACCA
Messenger RNA from Jaculus jaculus (lesser Egyptian jerboa), 683 nucleotides. RefSeq names its product ran guanine nucleotide release factor-like. NCBI's taxonomy places the organism in Eukaryota, Metazoa, Chordata, Mammalia, Rodentia, Dipodidae. The transcript is spliced from 2 exons. Bases 69 to 425 code for a protein of 118 amino acids. Gene Ontology annotation, molecular function: small GTPase binding; sodium channel regulator activity; guanyl-nucleotide exchange factor activity. Gene Ontology annotation, cellular component: nucleus. The record is from RefSeq and is a predicted model, not a curated record. Gene Ontology annotation, biological process: regulation of sodium ion transmembrane transporter activity; heart contraction; protein import into nucleus.